AUGGACGUCUCAACAGCAACGAGUACAGUGUCGUACCCGUCGAUACCUUCCGAAACCGAAAACUCGACCCCCGCUCACCUUGACCGGUCUACAUUUCCACGCACCGUCACUCUACCCGAUGAGAAAAUCCAUAUCGAAUUGACAUACGACCCCCUCAGUGCUGAUACAGCAUUAUCCUACACCAGUUCCCCCGCAGCAGGCGCAAAUGUGUUUUUCCUAGGGACACGCGAAAUACAUUCGACGGGCAGCAAAGAGAAACACGGGCUCAUCGCCGUGAGCAUCUCCCAUAGGCUGGGAACUGUGGCCGUUGGGGAGGCGUCGAUUUUAAUUGCUGUCAGCUCGGGGCAUAGACGUGCGGCUUGGAGAGCCGCCGAGGAGAUCCUGGAUGAGUGCAAGGCCAAGGCCGAGAUCUGGAAACGUGAGGAGUUCGUUGGUAGCAAACCGGAGGACGGAGAGUGGAGGGCAAAUAAGGAUUGGGAUGGGGAGGGAAUCUAG
This is a messenger RNA of Aspergillus nomiae NRRL 13137, 495 nucleotides long. Its product is annotated as molybdopterin synthase catalytic subunit. The record is from RefSeq and is a predicted model, not a curated record. NCBI's taxonomy places the organism in Eukaryota, Fungi, Ascomycota, Eurotiomycetes, Eurotiales, Aspergillaceae. Gene Ontology annotation, biological process: Mo-molybdopterin cofactor biosynthetic process. Bases 1 to 495 code for a protein of 164 amino acids. The transcript is spliced from 2 exons. Gene Ontology annotation, cellular component: cytosol.